UGAAACGCAUUAAUUUCUGGGAAUUAUCGUCGUUAUACGGCGUGUGAUCGUUUAUGGGUAUUACUCGAGACACGCUCCAUAAGCGUCGCCUUACAGGAGGUAAAAAGGCAGUAUGGAGAAAGAAGCGAAAGUAUAACUUGGGACGACAACCUGCCAACACCAAGUUGGGUCCUAAAGCAGUACGUCCUGUUCGAGUGAGAGGAGGCAACUACAAGUUUCGAGCACUUCGUUUGGACACGGGUAACUUCUCUUGGGGAUCUGAAUCUACUAGCAGGAAGACGAGGAUUGUAGCCGUCGUCUAUAACGCGUCAAAUAAUGAACUUGUAAGGACCAAUACACUAGUCAAAGGUUGCAUCGUUCAGAUCGAUGCUACUCCGUUCCGACAAUGGUAUUCGCAACAUUAUGGUAUAGAAAUAGGAAAGAAGAAGAAGGAUGAUGCACAACAAGAAGAACAGUCACAGACAACUACAAAGGCUGUAGAUAAGCAGAAAGUUUCAGCUGAAAGUUGUUGGCUAGAGUUACUUCGAGGCCUGGCCAAUGUGGACGAUGCGAUGGAUAUAUUUUGGAAGCAAAAGAACUAGAAUUUUAUCAACGCCAGAUGCAACGUCGUAAGAAAUCCGGCAAGCAAUAA
Galdieria sulphuraria is the source of this 631-nucleotide messenger RNA. Its product is annotated as 40S ribosomal protein S8. The transcript has 4 exons. The record is from RefSeq and is a predicted model, not a curated record. Lineage: Eukaryota; Rhodophyta; Bangiophyceae; Galdieriales; Galdieriaceae. Gene Ontology annotation, cellular component: ribosome; cytosolic small ribosomal subunit. The coding region runs from base 54 to 581 and encodes 175 amino acids. Gene Ontology annotation, biological process: maturation of SSU-rRNA from tricistronic rRNA transcript (SSU-rRNA, 5.8S rRNA, LSU-rRNA); translation. Gene Ontology annotation, molecular function: structural constituent of ribosome.